Messenger RNA from Thlaspi arvense, 651 nucleotides. Lineage: Eukaryota; Viridiplantae; Streptophyta; Magnoliopsida; Brassicales; Brassicaceae. The record is from the annotation of a GenBank genome assembly.
GUCCUACAAUGAUUAUUAAAUUAAAAUCUUUUGCAGACAUAUUGAUCUUCUUUAUUUGGCGACGACUUUGACACGUUGUUUCGGUUUUGCUCUAUUGAGUCUUCUCUUCUAUCUCUCUCUCUCUAUCUCUGGGUAACAAAGAAAUCAUCACCUUCUCUUUACAGUCGCCGACAUGGGGAUGAGCAUCGAAGACUUUCUGUACUUGCCUACACUUUCACAGCUUUUGUCCUCCUACAGAUCCUGGCGUUCGGGUUAUAUGGUAACUGGUGGCUAAUGCUAUCAACACUCGUGUAUGUGGUUGGGCCUAUGCCUCUUUUGCUCUGUGGAGGAGACUUAAACCAAUCCUUAAUUGGUCCAGACGGUAUAGGGUGGAGGGAAAGAGCUGAACAGUUGCGUAUAAAAAGGAAAAGAAAAGAUCCGGUUAGGUUCUUGGCCGGAGUAUUGACCUUGGGAAGCCUCGCCACGCCAAUCAUAUUAAGGCACGCACAGAUGAUCGAGACCGGUGCAAUGUUCAUCUGUGUCACAUCCUUCUUCAUUCACAUUUGCACUAUCGUGUGUUCUUAUGGGGUUAGCAUCGAUGAUGAUUGGUAACAACAAUACAUAGAGCGUUUGAUUAUAUUCGUUACGUUACAAUUUUUGGCAUUGAGAAAG